Molecule: messenger RNA, 1353 nt
Organism: Dicentrarchus labrax (European seabass)
Lineage: Eukaryota; Metazoa; Chordata; Actinopteri; Moronidae
Exons: 5
Coding region: 142-747 (201 amino acids)
Biological process (GO): immune response; neutrophil differentiation; myeloid cell development
Cellular component (GO): extracellular region
Molecular function (GO): cytokine activity
Source: RefSeq, a predicted model, not a curated record
AGUAGUGAGGCAAUGCUUGUGUAACACUGCUUUCUCUUUUCGGCUCAUCAGACCCAGCAGAGACUCUGAGGGAGAGCCAUCCAGGAUCAACCUUUAGACUAUCUUUUAUCUCAGCUAACUGUUUUCACCAUUCACUGCUACAUGGCCACCGUCGCCAGCAGCGCACCUCUGCCGGAGAGAAACACACUUGUUGAGGAUCCGCUGGCUCAGGAGAUCGUGCAGAGGAGCCGCAGCUUGAUAGAAAAGAUCCUGCUCUCUAUUCCCGACACGCACAAAUCCUCCAUUCACUCUGAGGCCCUACGACUCAAUUCCUCAGAAAAUGCGAAUCUUGAGACAAUGGCAGUAACCAUUGGCAUCCCCUCUGCUCCUGUACUCAAAGUUGGGUCAGAACACUUCACUUUGAAAACUAGUUUGAAACAUAUGUCCGAGGGUCUUCAGCUGUACCGGGCCACACUGAGUGCCGUCUCUCCUCGAUUGGAAAACAAAGACAAAGUGACGGAGCUACUGGCUGACAUCAGAGACCUCGUCAUUCAGAUCAAUAAGAUGCUGAAAAUGGUCCAAUCCGAGGCUGUGGUGCAACCCACGCCUGCUCCUGUGGUCUUGCGUCUACCAGGGGACUAUGAGGUUCAGGUGGCAGCACACCUGACUCUGGAUCGGCUUCAGUCUUUUGGGCAGGACAUGGUCCGCUGCCUCAGGAGUCUGGACCAGAGCAAUGAGGAGGAGACAGAGAGCAAGACCAAUAUAUAGUCCAACAGUGCCAGCUUUUGGCUCAUGUCCAAAACGUACCAUAUCCCGCCAUUUUUUAUUAUGGCAUUAAUUUAUUUAACAAUUAUUUAUUAUUUGUGAUAAAUUUCUAUUUUUAUUUAUAUAUUUAUUUAUUAAAUUGGAAUGUGGAAUAUUUAUUUAGGAAAUGUAUUUUUGAUAACAAAGCUUCGGAUCCGUUAGUCCUUCUGCUUUAACAUAGGUCUGCUGCUUCUUUGGAAAGUACUUCAUUAGACCUACAACACAUAGCAAGAACUAAAAAAUGAAAUCAUCCUCCAGUCUCAGACUAAAAUAAACAAUAUACACAUCAAGAAAUACUCAUAACUCUCUCCAUAGCCAAGUUUUAUAAAAAUAACAUGUAGAAACAGCUUAAAGCCUGAUCCUUCCUGUGUAAGCCAGCAGACAUUUAUGAACUGUUAACUCUUAUUUUAGGUGUUUGGGGGCAAAUUAAGGACUUAUUACACAUUCUGUAAAAUAUUAAAAAGAAACUAAGUAUUUUUGUAUCUUAUUUAAAAAAUAUAUUAUAUAUACAAUAUUGUACAUGAUUGCAUUCUCUGAUCUUCCAAUUAAAAAAAACCCAACACUUGAAAA